Ostrea edulis (European flat oyster) is the source of this 2684-nucleotide messenger RNA. RefSeq lists its product as uncharacterized. The transcript has 10 exons. Bases 65 to 2119 code for a protein of 684 amino acids. Lineage: Eukaryota; Metazoa; Mollusca; Bivalvia; Ostreida; Ostreidae. The record is from RefSeq and is a predicted model, not a curated record.
GUCGCCCUGUGGUGGAACUCUUCUAUAAAGGAGGUACGCGGGAAUAACAAUUUGAUAAGCACUGAUGGAGGAGUUUGUAAGAAAGUUGGUGAAAAAAUCUGACUUGAGUUUCUUGACAAAGGGGCGAAUUAAGGAAGCAUACAGAAAUAAAGUGGGAAGAGAAAUAACAUCUGACGAAAAAAAUUCCUUGAAUGAAGUUUUAAAGACCAUCCUUAUUGACAUUAAUCAACAUGGUGGAAAUAAAGAAAAUGCGCCUUCUCUUGCAUCACCUUUGAAGACUGUAAAUUCAACAGGAAGGUCUACAUUUGUUAAACAAAAAGGUACUCCUAAGCAUAAAUUAACGAAAAAGUUCAGGACUUCUCUGUCUCCCAGACUAAGGGUAGAUGAAGUGGUGGAUGCCGUGAUGAAGUCAAGUGAUGAGGAAGAAGAAGAGGAGGAGGAAUAUACUCCUCAGAAAAAGAAGUCACCAGUGAAGAAACUGUCUCCAAUAAAAAAGACAGAGACAAAUAUUAAAAAGCGAAGUAUCAAUAAGAUUCAAGAUGUGGUGAGUGCGGUCCUAAACUCAGAGAGUGAGGAGGAUGGGAAAUCUGAGUGUGACAGUGGUGGAGAUGAUACUAGUGAAGAUGAAAAUGAUUCUGUCAAUGAACCAGACAAGCAGACAGACAGUGAGUCUGAAAUCGAACCUUUUAAAGAUGAAUCAAAAUUAAUGUCACAGAAGAAAGAUGUGAACAAAAUGUGCAGGGUAAAGAAUUCUGUAGAGAAAAUGGGAAAAAGGCAAAGAAGGAAAAGAUAUAGCCUUUCUAGUUCAGAGAGCAAUAAUGAAGAUGAGGAUAUUGCAGACAAUUCUAGUGAAGAAUCCGAUUAUGAAAAGGAACAUCUUAGAAUAAAAAAAACUACUAAAAGAAAGAAGAUGAUUUCCAGUGAUUCGGAACAGUCUGAAGAAGACGUGGUGCCAAUACCCAAACGAAAGCGGCGAUUUCCAUCUGAAAGGAAAACCACCAUUAUGAUAGUGGAUAAAGAUUCAGACAGUGAAGUAGAGGACAAUUCAGAUGAUAUCAAAUAUACAACAGCGAGAAAUGAAAAAAGUCCAAUAUCUAAAACUACUAAAAAUAAUACCACAGACAAAAGAGAUUUGAGUACUUCUGAGGGCUCAAGUUCUGAGGAUGAAGGUCUGUCCUUAGCAGAGAUUAGAAAGUUGUCCUCAUCGAGUCAGAGCAGUGGGAAAGGGGAUAGAACUUUGUCAUCAUCAUCAUGUAAAUCAUUGUCAUCAUCAUCAUGUAAAUCAUCCAAGAUAAAGGACAGACAGGAUAAACUUAAAACAGGAGCGAAAACUAUGAAGAAAGCAGGUCAAAAUAAAAAGGAAACAGAUUCAGCAAUUAAAACAAAAGUGAAAAAUAAGUCCAAAGAAAAGAAGCGAGUCAGGAGAGGAAGAGGUGUAACUUCAGAUGAUGAGCAGGACGAUGGCCAAUGGACAGAUUCUGAUUCUGAGUGUGAAGUUUCCCACUCUGUACUUAGAAAGAAAUCAGUGUCAAAAACCAUAGAGACCACAGAAGAGGAACAGUCCUCCAGUUCAGAUGAUGACCUGUCGACAAGAACUACACAAAAGAAAGACCCUGAGAACUCUGACAGCAGCAUAGACUCUGAUAGCGAGGCUUCAUUAGAAAUUCCCUUACCAGUCCAAACAAAGAAGAAAGCAUCAAAAGUGGCUAUGAAGAAAUCCCAAGGAAGGAAAAGUUCAGGCAGUGGUGAUGGUGAAGAGGAGGGAGUUCAUGUAAAGGAACUGAAGAAAAUCUGUAGAGCAGUGGGGAUAAUUGUCACCAACACCCGCCACCUAGCAGGCUGCUCCACAGACAACCAGAAAGUCAGCAGACUCAAACAGCUGCUCAGGGAGGCUGGCAUGGAGGGUCGUCCAAGUAUGAAAAAAGUUGAAGACGUGAAGCUAAUGAAGGAGGCAGCUGAACUAGACAGACACAACAUACUCAGGACAGAGGGGAGAGGGAAAAGAAGAGUGAACAGUUUAUUCUCAAGGUCGGAUAAUUCUCCCAAGGUCAAAGCUACACCACCAAGAGAAAAGUUCAGCAGACUGAGGGACAUUAUUGAUAGUGAUAUAUCAGACUAAUUGAGGUUGACAUGUGGAAUUUCAAAGGAGAGAAAGUCAUUGUUCCUGCCUCUUCUGUGGGUUCCUUGCAGAGCAAAGUUAAUUUGACUUUGUAGUGACAUUGGGUGCAAAUACUAUGGAAAGACCCUAUUACAGGCUUGAAUCCAAUUAAAUUUCAGACACAGCUAGCGAAGGAUGAAUAUUGUCGCAGAGAUCAUUAAUUUUGCACCAAAGUUGAAGAACUUUGAACAGGAUUCAUUGAAGAAUUUAAAAGUCAAACUAAAAAAUUCUCAACAUAAACAAUCUUAAAUGGCUGUACGAAUUUUUUAUGUUAACAAUGUUUUUGAUUUUGAUGUUGAAGUGAUUUUGGUUAAUUGCCAUUUUGAAGCGACAAGAAGCUUGAGUAAAUUCAUGUCUAUCAAUACUUUAUCUUUCAUACAUAUAAUAUACAUGUACUGGUUAAAGGGCUAUGAAGUUAGUGCAUGGCAAUAUUCUUAGGAUAUGUCUACUACAAAUCCAACUGUAUUUAUUGUGAAUUGCACAGAUUUUUAUGUUCACAAGAUAAUGCAAUAAAUAAUGUCUGGGA